Messenger RNA from Varanus komodoensis (Komodo dragon), 1562 nucleotides. Its product is annotated as ADP-ribosylation factor-like protein 6. Lineage: Eukaryota; Metazoa; Chordata; Lepidosauria; Squamata; Varanidae. Gene Ontology annotation, cellular component: axoneme; cytoplasm. Gene Ontology annotation, biological process: cilium assembly; vesicle-mediated transport; protein localization to cilium. Bases 83 to 643 code for a protein of 186 amino acids. Gene Ontology annotation, molecular function: GTP binding; GTPase activity. The transcript is spliced from 8 exons. The record is from RefSeq and is a predicted model, not a curated record.
GCGGGGCCGCGGCGCUCCUUCCAGGGCCUAGUCUGAGGCGGCCGCGCUUCCCGCGUAUUGACUGUGGCAUUCAUUCUAAGUUAUGGGAUUAUUCGACAAGCUAGCCGGCUGGCUUGGCCUGAAGAAAAAGGACGUUCACGUUUUGUGUCUUGGGUUAGACAAUAGUGGCAAAACAACAAUUAUCAACAAGUUGAAGCCAUCUAAUGCUCAAACUCAAGAUAUUGUUCCAACAAUAGGAUUCAGCAUAGAAAAAUUCAAAACAUCAAGUUUGUCAUUCACUGUGUUUGAUAUGUCGGGUCAAGGUAGAUACAGAAAUCUCUGGGAAUACUACUACAAAGAUUGCCAGGCCAUUAUUUUUGUCAUUGAUAGCAGUGACAAACUAAGAAUGGUUGUAGCCAAAGAAGAACUUGAAAAUCUCAUCAGUCAUCCAGAUCUUAAACAUCGACGAAUACCAAUUUUAUUUUUUGCAAACAAGAUGGACCUCAAGAAUGCUGUGUCAUCUGUAAAAAUCUCUCACUUACUGGCCCUGGAGAACAUUAAAGAUAAGCCAUGGCAUAUCUGUGCUAGUGAUGCUCUUAAAGGUGAAGGCUUACAAGAAGGUGUAGACUGGCUUCAAGAUCAGAUCCAAGUAAUGAAGACAUGAAAAAAUAAUAAAAUAAAGCUGUCAUAAAGAUCAUUUGCAGGUGUACAUGAGGAUCCUUGAAGUUAAAGACUACUUUAAGUCUGUUUCUAUAUUUCAGUUGGCUUUUAUAAAAGCUCAAAAUGUAAAAUAUUUAUUGUAAGAAAACAUAAUAGUUCAUAUACUUAGAGUGUGUUUGGAUAGAAUACUAGAAUCAAUGUUACUAUGGUCUGAAAAUUUUAGUGUCUUUUGAGCUACGGGGCCCAACAGUUUGACUCCCUAAUCACUCCCCCUUGUCUUACUUUCAAAAAUAAAUGUUGGGCUUGUUUGUACAUUGUGUUAUACCAUGGUGUAAUUAGAAACAGACUCAAUAAGCUUCCAUGAAUCUUGGGCUCCCCUGUUCCUUCCUUCCGUUUCUGACUUUUUACACUUUCCUUCAACCCUCCUUCCCAUGCUUAAAUCUUGACAAACUGGUCAUUUUCAGUAAAACCAACUUCUGACCAUUGUUUCUGAGGCUGCUUGUUAAACUAACCAGAAUUUUUUUAUAUACCAAGAUCUCUGAUCUGGAUGAAAAAAGAAGCUGGGUUUUGGGGAAGUGGCACUAGAAACUACUAAAGGCAUCCUCCAAAUUGUGCCAGAGCUGGAGAGGCACACGCAAGCCCAAAACUCACAGUCUCUCCUUCCUGGUGUUGUGUGUCUUGUUAAACAAUAUAUGAAUAGCCUGUUUGAUGGGCCUUUUAGCAAAAGGUAAUAGCUUUAGCUUACAGAGAAAAUAGCUACACCAUUUAUUUUUUUAAUAAUCUUUCCGUUAUUUAUGAACUGUAUUUUUGUAAGUAAUUGUGCUAUUUAUCAAUAAUUUGUUCUUUGUAUGUGUUGAAAUAUAUUGUAUUCCAUAAUGGCUGAAACAAUAUUUUGAUAAAUAAAACUAUAUGAUUAAUGUGUA